AUGGCGACGGAGUACGGGUUCAACAGGUGCAUCUUUUGUCAAAGCAACGCCACUGGAAACCAAAUGUCGGAGCUGCCGACUGAGAUGUCCUACUUACUCUUCGUUUCGUCCAUUCUCACUUCCGUGACCGUGAUCACGUUCUACUGCUGCAAACGAUGGAGAAACGUGGCCGCGAAUCCUCAUUUCGGCAAUGGAGCGGUGGAGCGGACCGACGUCGAGGACGGAAUCGACGAGGCGACGCUGAUGAGCUACCCGAAGGUGACGUACUCGCAGGCUAAGCUGGAGGAGAAGGGCGCCACCGCGACGUGCUGUUCCAUAUGCUUGGGCGACUACAAGGACACCGACGUGCUACGGCUGCUGCCGCAGUGCGGGCACCUCUUCCACCUCGUCUGUGUCGACCCGUGGUUGAGGUCGCACAGGUCCUGCCCCAAUUGUCGCUCCUUGCCGGCGCCCGGCCCCGUGGCCACGCCUCUAGCGGUCGUGUCAUGA
Molecule: messenger RNA, 489 nt
Organism: Musa acuminata AAA Group (dessert banana)
Lineage: Eukaryota; Viridiplantae; Streptophyta; Magnoliopsida; Zingiberales; Musaceae
Product: RING-H2 finger protein ATL70-like
Exons: 1
Coding region: 1-489 (162 amino acids)
Source: RefSeq, a predicted model, not a curated record